Messenger RNA from Stomoxys calcitrans (stable fly), 472 nucleotides. RefSeq lists its product as uncharacterized. The transcript is spliced from 2 exons. The record is from RefSeq and is a predicted model, not a curated record. Lineage: Eukaryota; Metazoa; Arthropoda; Insecta; Diptera; Muscidae. The coding region runs from base 59 to 424 and encodes 121 amino acids.
GUAAACCUUUGCAAGCUCAACAAGCUGCCUUUGAAAAAUUAAAACAAAAAUUAACAAAAUGUUCAAAUUGUUGAUUGUAUCUGCUGUGUUUGCUGUUGCCUUGGCUUAUCCUGGUCUUUAUGAAACCUCUGUAGUCCAUUCUGCUCCCUUGGUAACUGUCAAGGAACAUGGCUAUGCCAAUGUGGGCUCAAUUGUCAAAUCUCUGCCCUCCUCAGUGUCCCAUCAAAGCCAUUCGGUGGUGCACAGCUCCUCUCAUGUUGUGGAGGAUGUUUUGGCCCCAGCUGUAAAGACUACCUCAUACACCUCCAAGAGUUUGCUGACUCCCGUAGUGGAGACCUAUGCUGUUCCAACUGUGGUAAAGACGGUGGCUGCUCCAGUGGUUCACACUUAUGCUGCAGCUCCAUUAGUUGUCAAGUCUUGGUAGAUUUACAUUCAAAUUUUUGUUAUGAAAUAAAGUUGUUGUUAAAUUAAA